CACAUAUGGAUAUAUUAUUGCUUAUGGUAUAAGUUUUCAAUUCAGUCAAAAGGAAUUGAUUAAUCAUUGAUGAGAAUCUCCUGUGGGCUGAAUGAUCUUUUAAACAGGCUGCUGAACUUCUUGACUUGUUGUUGGUGACCAGACUUCAUCAUGGUUGUCAGCAGGAUUCACAUUAGUAAAAGGCUACUGUUAGCCUGCUUCCUCUUUCUCUGUGUCUAUGGACAAACUUCAGGACUGGACAGCAAAUAUAAUGAAAAUAACAGAGGCCCUAGAACUGAACCCUGCAGAAUACCACAGGAUAAUGGAGAGGAAUCAGACACAGAGUGACCAACAGUCAAGGUAUUUCAUGGUGACGUUUCCUGCAGUGAUAGAGUCUGGAUCUGAGGCUACACUGUGUAUGAGUUUUCUGAACCCUGAAGAAACUUUGCUAAUGACUAUUUAUCGGGUUCACAACAACCAGAACAGAAUAAUUCUACAGGAGAGAGUGGAGGAAGAAUUUCACCGCUGCUCUCAGUUUAAGGCUCCACAGGUUGAGGGUGAGUCAGUGCAGGAGAUCAGAGUAGAGAUCAAAGGUGAAAGGUAUCAGAGAACACAGAGAAGAAAAGUCAUGUUUAAAUCCUACAACCCACUGACAUUCAUUCAGACUGAUAAACCAAUCUACAACCCCAGCCAAACAGUGAAUUUCAGAGUUGUCACUAUGGAUAAAAACUUUAUCCCCCUUAUACAAGCGUACAACUUAUUGGCUCUUGAGGAUAAUAAUGGUAACAGGAUCGGUCAGUGGACAAAUGUGUCCUCAACAGGCCUGAUAGUGCAGCUUUCUCACAAACUGAAUCCUGAGGCUCCUGAGGGCCAUUAUCAACUGCAGGCUAACAUUGCGGAUAGAGAAACCAGACAUUACUUUGAGGUGAAGAAGUACGUUUUACCCAGGUUUGAGGUUACAGUGAAAACACCAGAACAACAGAGUGUUGGAGAGGAGGAACUGAAGAUAGAGCUUUGUGCAAAGUACACUUAUGGACAGCCAGUACCUGGUAAAGCACUGGUGAAAGUGUGCGCUACACAGCAUUAUCAGGAGUAUAUCCCAUUGAUCUCAUCAUGCCUGGAUGAAACAGUGCAGAUGAAUGAGUCUGGCUGUGCCUCUGCUGUCUUCAACAUGUCAUCUUUCACUUAUCCUGAAUUUCAGCCUUAUUUGGAAAAUUAUUUAGCUGCUACUAUUACAGUGACAGAGGAAGGAACAGAUAUUUCCAUCAUAAAACCAGAACGCAUACAGCUUACUUAUGAAAUUGGUAAAACUGAGUUUCUUGAUUUACCAAAACACAUUGAACGGGACACAGUUAUAAAGGGAAAGAUCAAAGUUACAAACUUCAAUGGAAAACCAAUACCUAACAAGAAAGUAUGUCUUAUGGGAGGUCAAGGAUUUCAAGAGCUACCUCUUACAACAGAUAUUAAUGGAUUGGUCAGCUUCACAAUUAAUGCCCCUGAUCUCCCUCAAACAGAGAUUUUUCUGCUGGCACGUGUCUGUCCAGAUGAUGAAUUUCAAACAUACAGAAGACUUUUCUUUGCAGACAGUUACGUGAUUAUACCAAUCCUCCCACCUGCUACACCUUACGGUGAAUUAUCAAUAGAGAGCUUGAAGGAACCGAUUCCAUGUGGUACUAAAAUGUCCAUAAAUGUUAAGUACUACAUUGCUGGAGAAACUACAGAGAAUUACAGCACUGAUAUUAUAUACAUGGUCUUGUCUAAAGGAGCCAUAGUCCAUCAUGGUUAUGAGAAAGUUGAGGUGAAAGAAUCCAAAAAGCUCACUGAGGGAAAAGUCUCAUUCAGACUGUCUGUUGAUGCUGAACUGGCUCCUGUAGCCCAGGUUCUGGUGUACUGUGUGCUGCCCAGUGAAAACAUCAUCGCUGCUAGCAAGAAUUUUAAUGUUGAAAAAUGCUUCAGAAACAAGGUCUCACUGCAGUUCUCUCCCACUGAGGCAGUUCCUGGUGAGGAAAACACUCUCCAGCUCUCAACUCUGCCUGGUUCACUGUGUGGACUCAGUGCUGUGGAUCAGAGUGUGUUCAUCAUGGAACCAAGAAAACGCCUGAAUGCUGACAAGGUUUUUCAUUUGCUGCCAGUGACAUCAGUGUCAGAUUAUGGCUACAUACUUGAAGAUGAGCCAGGGUGUCUGCAUGUUAGAGUACAACGCAGUGCACAGGAAGACCAUGUGUAUCGUACACUAAAGCGUGUGGGGCUGAAGAUGGUAACAAAUUUGGCUGUCAGAGAAGCUCACUGUUUGAUCUACAAAGGCAGAAGAUAUGAUGGCCACCAUCAUAUUUUUGACACUACAGUGGCUGGAUUGUUUGGUCAUCUCUCUGAAUCUCAGUCUGGACCUGUUGAGACAGUUCGUAAAUUCUUCCCAGAAACUUGGAUAUGGCAACUUGCUGAAGUGGGAGACUCUGGAUCAGCACAGAUUCCUGUCACUGUUCCUGACACUAUCACCACUUGGGAGACGGAGGCUUUCUGUCUGUCCUCUAGAGGUCUGGGAGUGGCUCCUCCUGCUCAGCUUCGUGUCUUCCAGCCCUUCUUCCUGGAGCUCUCGCUGCCCUACUCCAUCAUCCGGGGAGAGGAGUUUGAGCUGAAGGCCACUGUCUUCAACUAUCUCUCCAAGUGCAUUAUGGUUAAAGUGACUCCAGCUCCUUCCUCACACUACACUCUGAAACCCUCCUCUGAUGGAGAGUAUUCAUCCUGUCUGUGUGCAAAUGGUAGAAAGACCUUCAAAUGGAAUCUUGUUCCCUCUGUGCUUGGGGUCUUGAAUGUGACAGUCAGUGCUGAGGCAGAACAGUCACAGACUGUGUGUGACAAUGAGAUUGUGAGUGUGCCUGAGAGAGGCCGCAUUGACACAGUCACACGAAGCCUUCUUGUACAGGCUGAAGGAAGUGAGAAGACCACAAGCCAGAGUUGGUUGCUGUGUCCACAGGGAAACAGUGUUUCAGAGGAGCUGGAGCUGGUUCUUCCUGAAGAUGUGAUCGAGGGAUCAGCACAAGCUUCAGUUUCAGUGCUUGGAGACAUACUGGGCCGUGCCUUAAAGAAUAUUGAUGGACUGCUGAAGAUGCCAUAUGGCUGUGGGGAACAAAACAUUGCUAUUCUUUCCCCCAACAUCUACAUUCUUCAGUACCUCGAGAACACUGGACAGCUCACUGCAGCCAUUCGUGAGAGAGCUAUUGGUUUCCUUAAGAGUGGAUAUCAGAGGCAACUGAACUACAAGCAUUAUAAUGGUGCAUACAGCACAUUUGGCAGCGGAGAGGGGAAUACAUGGUUAACUGCUUUUGUACUGAGGACUUUUGGCAAAGCACAGCGUUACAUCUUUAUUGAUCCACGAAACAUUGACAGUGCAAAGCAAUGGCUGAUAAGUAAUCAGACACCAGAUGGCUGUUUUAUAAGACAAGGACGACUGUUCAACAAUAGAAUGAAGGGUGGUGUAAAUGAUGAUGUGACCAUAACAGCUUACAUCACUGCAUCAUUGCUUGAACUGGGCCAUACGUCCAAGGAUCCUGUUGUGAGUAAAGGAUUAUCAUGUUUAAAGUCUUCUAUUGGCAACCUAACAAACACCUACGCCGCUGCACUGCUGGCCUACACUUUCAGUCUCGCUAGUGAGAACGAUAUUUGUACGCAGCUGCUGAAGAAGUUGGAUAAUGUUGCCAUUUCAGCAGAUGGUCACCUUCACUGGUCUCAGUCUGCAUCAGAUGACUUUGACUCAUUGUCAGUGGAGAUCAGCUCCUAUGUUCUGCUAGCUGUUCUCACUACAGCUGAAGUCACUGCUGCUGAUUUAGGCUAUGCUAACAGGAUUGUUAGCUGGCUGGUGAGGCAGCAAAAUCCCUAUGGAGGCUUCUCUUCCACCCAGGACACAGUGGUGGCCCUCCAGGCUCUGGCUCUAUACUCCACCAAAGUGUUCAGCUCUGAUGGCUCCAGCACAGUAACUGUGCAGUCAGAAGACAAAGAGAGUCACCACUUUGAUGUGAACCAGAACAACAAGCUAUUGUACCAAGAGAGACCACUACAUGUUCCUGGCAAAUACAGCAUUUUGGUGAAGGGCUCUACCUGUGUUACUGUACAGAUGGUGCUUUUCUACAAUAUCCCCCCACCUGCUGAAACCAGUACAUUACACAUCAAGGCUAAAACUGAAGGAGAUUGUACAAAAUCAUUUGGACAAACUCUGGCCAUCAACUUCACAGUCACAUAUAAUGGGGCUCUAAACAGUACUAACAUGGUGAUAGUGGAUAUAAAGAUCUUGUCAGGAUUCACAGCAGAUCCAAAUGAUCUAAAAAACAGCCCACUUGUGGAGCGAGUCGAUUCCAAAGAUGACCAUGUACUCAUGUAUAUGGAAGAGGUACCAAGGGAUAUUCCUAUAAAUUAUCAGCUACAUCUUAAACAGGUGCUUUCAGUCAAAAACCUCAAACCAGCUGUGAUCAAAGUUUAUGAUUACUACCAAACAAGUGACCAGUCUGAGACAGAGUACUCCUCCCCCUGUGUGUGAGCACUCAGACCUGCAGCCUCACAGUAUGAGACACAGAAAACACUGACACUGUCUGUAUAUCGGUUUUACUUUCUGUUCUCAAGAGAUAACGGAAUAUAACUAUUUUUGCUCAAUAAAUAUGGAUGUCAAGCAACUCAUGUGCUGCUUCGUUGUUGUAACCAGUGAAAUAAAAGGACAAAAUUAAGA
Messenger RNA from Colossoma macropomum (tambaqui), 4696 nucleotides. Its product is annotated as alpha-2-macroglobulin-like. The record is from RefSeq and is a predicted model, not a curated record. Gene Ontology annotation, cellular component: extracellular region. Bases 218 to 4510 code for a protein of 1430 amino acids. NCBI's taxonomy places the organism in Eukaryota, Metazoa, Chordata, Actinopteri, Characiformes, Serrasalmidae. Gene Ontology annotation, molecular function: endopeptidase inhibitor activity. The transcript has 35 exons.